AUGAAACAAUAUCGGGAUACAUACGACAGGCGCGAAGGAGAUAUUGGACAUUACAAUGACACCAGCCGACCAGUGGUUUACGACGACCUCGACCCUUUUGGCCAUGAAGAAAAUCAUCAGAUCAAGUAUAAAACAAUGUCAUGGAAGCUUGUCGCGGUGCUCAUGAUAGCCGAAAUCGUGAGCAACGGCAUGCUAUCUCUGCCAUCAUCCUUGGCGGUCGUCGGCAUAGUCCCUGGAGUGAUUCUCAUCGUCUUCCUCGGCAUUUUGGCAACAUACACGUCCUGGUUGCUAGUCCAGUUCAAGCUUCGGCAUCCAGAAGUCCACUCCAUGGGUGACGCAGGCCAAAUUCUCUUCGGACGGCCCGGCCGAGAACUGCUCGCCUUCGGAACCGUCGUCUUCGCCGUCUUCGCGACAGGCGGGCAGCUCCUGGCGGGCCAAAUCGCGCUUGCGACACUGAGCGACAACAAGCUAUGCCUGAUGCUCUACACCGGUAUCUUUGCCGUUCCGACUCUGCUCUUCAGCUUCCCGCGGACGAUGGACCAGCUCUCCUGGCUCUGCAUCCCUUCAGUACUCUCGAUCCUCGUAGCCGGCAUCGUGGGCAUGAUCGGCGCGGGCGUGCACCCGGCCCCGGGCCGACAAGUAGACGUGGCCGUACCCUCCGACUUUUAUACGGCCUUCAUCGCCAUCACCAAUCCCGUCUUCGCGUAUGCUGGCCACUUCAUGUUCUUCAUCCUCAUGUCGGAAAUGCGGCGGCCACAGGAGGCGAUGAAGGCGGCGUACACCCUCCAGGGCUUCGCGACGACGUUCUACGCCGUCUUCGCGGUGGUGUGCUACGUCUACCUCGGCAGCGAGGUCGCUUCGCCGGCGUUCAGCAGCCUGGAGCCGAAGUGGGCCAAGGCGGCGUACGGGAUCGCGAUACCCAACUUCUUACUUGCGGGUUCGCUGUACGCGCACACGGCGGCGAAGUUGAUUUUUGUGCGGAUUUUCAGAAAGAGCCAUCACUUGCAUAGUCAUACGGCUGUCGGGUGGGGUACGUGGGCGGUUUUGGUAGUGCUCAUGAACGGCGCGGCGUUUGUGCUUGCGGUGGGCGUUCCGAUUUUCAAUUAUCUUAUUGGCAUAGCAGCGAGCUUGUUUGCGGCAUGGUAUACGUAUGGUAUCGUGGGUGCAUUUUGGCUGCAUGAUAACUAUCACGAUUAUGAUGGAUGGAGGCAGUGGGCGCGCAAGUGGUUCCAAGCCAUGCUGGCGGUCCUGACGUUUGCUGCUGGCGGCUUCAUCUGUGUUGCCGGGACGUAUGUCACUGUGAAGGGCAUCGUGGAGGCAUAUGAGUCUGGUGCGGUUGGGGAGCCUUUCAGUUGUUAG
Colletotrichum abscissum is the source of this 1359-nucleotide messenger RNA. Its product is annotated as transmembrane amino acid transporter. Gene Ontology annotation, molecular function: L-amino acid transmembrane transporter activity. The transcript has 2 exons. Bases 1 to 1359 code for a protein of 452 amino acids. NCBI's taxonomy places the organism in Eukaryota, Fungi, Ascomycota, Sordariomycetes, Glomerellales, Glomerellaceae. Gene Ontology annotation, biological process: amino acid transmembrane transport. The record is from RefSeq and is a predicted model, not a curated record.